UUCCCUCUCCCACUCACACUCUCUCUCACACACACUCACAUUUUUCUCUUUCCCAUGUCUCGCCUUUAUGCAAUCAUGGGUCCCUUCACACAUUCCACCUAGUUUCUCUUUUUCUUUUCCUAUUAAAUUCUUCACAACCCACACUUCAAACCCAAAUUUCAAACCUCUGUUCUCUCUGUUUUUUUCGUCUCUGGUUUCAUUUUCAUCUUUUGCAAUGGCUGAAAAUUUGGUCGACGGAGAGUUCUGGUUACCACUACAGUUUCUCUCCGACGAUGAAGAUGGUGGCGGGUUAACCACCCCUUCAUUUUCCUCGAAAGAGAAACCUUCUCCGCUCUUCAACAAUGGAGAAGAUACUCUUCCUUAUGGCUUUGCUUCUUUUGAUUUCAGUUCCCCUGUCGACUCUCUCAGUGGUUCAAGCGAAACAGAAAGCGACGAGGAUGAAAAACACAUGGCUGAGUUGACUCGUCGCAUGGCUCGUUCCACCCUCGAAGUUGAUUACAAAGCCUCUGAUAAGAAUUUGGGUCGUUUUGUGUCAGGCUCACCGCAAUCUACACUAUGUGCUUUUGGGAGUAGUUGUAGAUGCCGUAAAUGUUCAAGUUCAAGCCAUGGAAGUCCUAAUGGUGUUUGUGAUGUUUCUUCUUCAAAGGCUACUUGGGAUCUGCUGCAUGCGGCUGCAGGGGAAGUAGAAAGAAUGAGAUUGAACCAGCAAUGUUAUAACUCUCACAACAAACCUUCCCCUAUUACUCUACCCUCCAAAAACAACACCGUUUCCCCAAAUCAUGAAAUGGGUUACUUCACUCAACAUUCACUUUCUCACCAGCAAUUUCAAAUUGCACAAUUUCAGAUGCUGAGACAGCAACAAAUGGUGAAACAGAACUCAAUGUGGGGAGGUGUGCAGAAUCAAUGUGGGGGUGCAUUUGAAAAUCAACAACCCAAUCAUACAGCACAAAACAGAGGAAGAAAUUUCGGUGAUACUAAUGGUGUUGAUGGAAUGAGAAACACAAACACAGGCGCAUUAGGUUUGUCUUCAUCUGCAUGGCCAACACUUCAGCAUGCGAAACAACAACAGUUUUAUAAUCAAGCCAAACAACAACAACAGAUUAACAAUCAACAAUUUGGGUCUGGAAUGAGAGCUGUUUUUCUGGGAAACGGUUCUGGUAGAAGGGAAAGUGCUGGCACUGGCGUGUUCUUGCCUCGUCGUGUUGAUAGUCCUGCUGCAUCACGGAAAAAACCAGUAUGUUCAACUGCGUUGGUUCCAGCUAGGGUGGCCCAAGCCCUAAAUCUGAACCUUGAUGAAUAUGUAGUGGGGCAGCCUCAACAGCACUUGCAUCUGCAUCGUUUUAAUUCCAUCUCUAAUGUGGACAAUGUAGCCCCUCCUAGGCAUAGGGGUAAUUAUGCCCUUUCACAACAGAAGCACAUCAACAACAUCAGCAGGCCACAGCCAGCAGUGAGCAAUGAAAUCAGCCUUCCUAAGGAGUGGACUUACUGAUGUGAUGAUGAAAAAGAAAAAUGGGGUAGGGAUUUUGGGAGUAUUUUAAGGGAUUUGAUGUUACAAUAGUUUAUAGUAGAAGGAAUAGUUAUUUUUGGUUGUUAUGAAAGGGAAGUGAGGUUUUGGGUGAAGAUGUAAGAAAAAAUAGAAGAUAAAUGUUUUUUUUCUUUAGCAAGAGUUUAAAAAUAAUGUUAGGGGUCUCUGGAUAAAAAAAAGUAAUGCGGUUAUGACAGCCUGAAAUUGCAGUGAUAUAAGUUACUUUUGUUCUUUUUGAUGGAGAGUUGUGGUAAGUCUCUUGAGGAAAGACAAAAAUGGUGGAUGGGUCAAUUUUUGCCUUUGUUUUUGUUUGGUGUUAUUAGGGUAAUAGUAAUAAAAAAUGGGUUUGGGAUGACAAUGGAGAAAUUAGGAAGGGAGUGGACCAGAUUUGCAGUGGUUUUACAGAUCCCUUUCUUAUGUAUUUUGUUGGAAAUCUGAUUAUGCCAACCUGUCCACCUUAAUUACUUAUUAUAAAUAAAUAAUACAAGGAAUUUUAGUUAUA
Molecule: messenger RNA, 2027 nt
Organism: Lathyrus oleraceus (garden pea)
Lineage: Eukaryota; Viridiplantae; Streptophyta; Magnoliopsida; Fabales; Fabaceae
Exons: 5
Coding region: 68-1489 (473 amino acids)
Source: RefSeq, a predicted model, not a curated record